UAACUUUGGGAAACACAGGCAGAGGCAGCAUUGGGAACAAACUUUUCUCUUUUGGUUGCCUCCGUUUGGACAUUUUCAGAUUUCAGCAAAAACCUCAGUGUAAACAGAGCGGAAACAAGGGAUUAUAAUUUGUUUACUUUAUUAGUGAAUAAGUGAGUUAUUUGUCUGCUUUUCUAAUCAACAGAGAUUAUUUAGUUUUGCUGUCCUUUGCGUUUUUGGUCUGAUUAUUGCUUCACUGUGUGAGCUUUGAAGGAGGCGUGACCACACAUCUGAAAUCCUUACAAACUUAGCUGCAGCUCUCUCCAGUUCCCGGGAGUGUGAAGCUGGACUGAGACAGACGCAUACACUCACACACCUGUUGUUGCUGAGGAUUCCCCGGGAGCACAGUCAUGGGCAUCUGCGUCACUGUUGUUUGAGGGAAUCUGUGCGUCUGUGCAGCUGUUAUCUGGUGGUGGCCUCGGUGAAUGUUACAGUAGAAGUUGACCUGACAAAUCCAGGGAAGAGGAAGGCAAUGUCAAGCUACUACCCGCGCACCAAGGACCUGACUCGCACCAGGAAGUCACUGACAGAUUCUCCACCGUCCUCUCCAUCACCAACAGACAAAAACUACAGACAUGACAGAUUGUCAAGAUAUGACUCCAGUGGGGAGAGUGCAACUGACAAGCCACUGGGCCGCACCAGCUCUUACACACGGAGGGAGACGAGGCUGGCCGCCCUGAAUAAACAGGAGCAAGACUCCACUACCAAAGACUAUAAGAAGAUGUAUGCAGACGCUUUGCAUGAGAAUGAGAAGCUCAAGUCCAGGUUGCAGGACAGCAAACAAGAACUGGUUAAGAUACGUUCCCAGCUGGAGAAAGUCAAUCAGAGGCACGACAGAAUGUCAGAGAGAUCUACAGUACUUGAUUCGGAGAAAAGGGAAAAACAAGUUCUCGAGAAAAGAGUGUCAAACAUGGAGGAGGAGUUAAAGCAGGAUGCCCCACUGCGGUUCCGCUGUGGAUACCAGCCCUGAGAGCAGGCUGUCUCAGGGCGAGGGUGCAUGAUCUUAACAGAGCUCAAGUCAGACAACCAGAGGCUAAAGGAUGAGAAUGGCGCUCUCAUUCGAGUCAUCAGCAAACUGUCCAAAUGAAAAUAUGUCUGAAGCUCCUGUGUUUGCGGACUCUCCAACUCUGAUAUGGCAGAUUAAUCAUACACGAUGUCCCAAGUUGUGACUCCUCUCUGAGUUAUGGUGGUGGCCGGUUUUGGCUGCUUUGCAGAAAUAAAUUCCUUUUGGGACUUGUGAGGAUCCAAAGAGAAGUGCUAAGAAAUUUUAGUCAAAUUUCACUGUGUGUGAGUUACAACAGUUGUUUCUACCUGAUUAGUUUUUAUUUUGAUAAUCCUGUAUUUCAAAUUAACCAACAAGGGACCAGUUGUACUGUUUGACUAACCUGAAGGUACUGUUUCUAAUAUUAUACCCACAUAUCACACUGAGACAUCACGUUUGUUGCUGCAUUGUGCACUGCAGGAAAGUAUAUUAAUUUUGUUGAAAGAAGAGUGUAAUUGAAUUGUUAUGUAAUUGAAUUAUGUCAUUUUUCUGAUACAUUUGAAAAAUCUUUGUAAUUUCAAUCAGAAUACAUGACUAUACAGGUAAAAUAAUCCCUGAUUCGAGACCCAAAAAAUAGAUUUUAACACAACCAUUGCUCUUCUAAUGGCAACUAGAUGUUUGCUCCAGACUAAGAAUGUAUUGAAAUGAAGGAGAAAAUCUCUGGCUUCUCUCAUACAUUUGUAUAGAAGAUGUUAGGAAUCUGAAAAACACAAAUAAUUUAGAUUUUCCAUGUUAAUGAUAUUAAGGCUUAGGGUUAAUAAUAAGACUAAUGUUUUGGGUUGUGUUUGCCUUGAUAACUUUCUCAGGUUUGUCACUCAGCUGUGCCUGCACACCCCCGUCAGUGCCUCUUUUAACGCAAAGUUCUGUAAACUCUUAACACAAAACUUCCUUUAUCAGUAACAGGGCCGUGCAUUACAACAGCAAACCUGCAAACCCAUUUCUAACUGGUUAGAAACGUUUUUGGAGACAGUUUUCUCUAUCAUUUUCAAAACACAAUUUUUAUUUGACAAAACAUAUGAUAAUGUCCCCACGGUAUUUGGUAUUUGAAGAGGACUUUAUGUUACCCAUGAAAUGCAGAGUAUUGAGUAAAUGCACUUUGUACAGAGUGUACAGUGCUGAUCUUUGAUCACUUGGGCAUCACUAACAGCACAUAAUGUAAUUUAGUGUUUGCAAGAUUGUGUUCAUUAGUUCUUUGUGUGGUUUCAGUAGCCAUUCUUCAGUUUUGGUUUUGCGUGUCCUUCAUUGAUGAUUUUUUUUUAUGGAUCAGCUUCAAAACCGCAGAAUGGCUAUGCAGAGGAGACACUCUGAGUGUGUGUGUGUGUGAGAGAAAGUGUCCUAUGUUAUGUUUUGUAAUAGAGAUAUAUUUAUUUAUUUAUGGAUUUCUUAGUUUUAAUCUUAUACUCUAUUUUCUCUGAAAGGAAUACGCUGAUUAUUUUUGGCUGACCUCUUGACCAUCUUUCUGUUGGGUGAUGAAAACACAAAUGCCAAAAUCAUCCACUGGUAGACGCGCUUUAAAUCACUGCUGACAUUUUAGCCUCCACAAUAUUGCGUGGGCUUAAAUAUUAAGAACAAUCCAAAGUUUUGAGGAAUAAUCUGCACUUUUCACUAUAUAUGAUGUAGAUUACAUAUAUUUUAACUUGACCGUGUAGUGCAAAUGAUAUUGUCACAAUUAAGUUAAAUUAAUUAUUACUUAAGUUCACUGAGCCAGAUUAUUAGGUAUACCUGGCUACAUCUACUGCAAUCCAACACUACAGCCCUGCAAAAAAUUACUAACUCUAUGAAGCUUAUCAGCUUUUGUUCUGGUGAUUUUGGAGGCCAUAUCUAUUGGUGCUACUGCUUUGUUCUGCAUUAUAUUGUAAUUGUUACUUAAUAUUUGGGGUCCAUACAAUGUUUGAAAAUGAGGAAUCUUAGUCAACUUAACAUGAGUAAUCAAAAUAAAACCAUGACACCUGCUGCCUUGCAGUGGUUCUUCAUGGAGUUCAUGGAGUGCCACCUUCACUGUAUUACACAAAGAGGGAAGGGAGAUAAAGUCAUCCCUAGUUCAAAACAGUGUGUUAUUUAUGUAUAUCAGUAUUUUUAAUGAAUGAAACUGCCAGACCUACAUUUGCAUUAAAAUUGUAGAAUUGUUUGAAGUGAUGAAUGGUGCACCAGAAACAUGAAUGAUUUUGGUAUCCGUCUUCUCUUCAUUUAGUGGGUGAGUUGACCAAUGUCCCCAUUGUUUGAUGUAUUCCUUCAACACUGUGAUAGUUUUAGAGUCCAACCAGGGCAGCAUGCUGUAACACCAGUGUUGUCUUUGGUCACUAAUAACCAAUAAAGUGAUUUACUCAAAACUACAAAAAAGAUACAGUACGUGUCAGACAUUUCUACAUGAGCUGUCGGUAUAUUGAACUAUGUUGUAUUUUGUAUUAAAAAGUUUGAAAUUGUGUUGAGGAUAGCUUAAUAUACACACAUCGGUUUACUCACUUUGCUUAAUAAACUGUAAAGGAAUGAAAAUGUU
This is a messenger RNA of Micropterus salmoides (largemouth bass), 3578 nucleotides long. Its product is annotated as protein phosphatase 1 regulatory subunit 12B-like. Gene Ontology annotation, cellular component: cytoplasm; A band; Z disc. Bases 512 to 1009 code for a protein of 165 amino acids. Lineage: Eukaryota; Metazoa; Chordata; Actinopteri; Centrarchiformes; Centrarchidae. The transcript has 8 exons. The record is from RefSeq and is a predicted model, not a curated record. Gene Ontology annotation, molecular function: protein kinase binding; enzyme inhibitor activity; phosphatase regulator activity.